This is a messenger RNA of Erigeron canadensis, 1854 nucleotides long. RefSeq lists its product as uncharacterized. Gene Ontology annotation, molecular function: protein binding. The record is from RefSeq and is a predicted model, not a curated record. Lineage: Eukaryota; Viridiplantae; Streptophyta; Magnoliopsida; Asterales; Asteraceae. The coding region runs from base 1 to 1854 and encodes 617 amino acids. The transcript is spliced from 3 exons.
AUGUUUAAUAUACAUGGUGAUAUUAACUUAUUGCAUCCAAAUUUAAUUGAAGGAUCUGGAGAUGAUCAUGUCAAAAUUUGCAUCCCUCUAUAUGAAGCGGCCAUUAAGGGAGAUUGGAAAUCCGCUAGAGCCAUUUUUGAUAACAACCGAGAGCUCGUAAAGUACAGUUUAACUGAAAAUGGUGAAACAGCACUCCACAUUGCGGUAUCCACGAGAAGAACCAAACAAGUGGAAUUGUUUGUCGAGAAUCUAGUGGAUCUAAUGAAUAGGGAAGAACUAGAACUUCAAAAUAGAAAUUACAACACUGCUCUCUAUUUAGCAUCUGCAGCGGGUAACCUUAAAGCUGUUGAAAUCAUGGCGAAAAAGAACAAGGCGUUGUUGACCAUCUCUGGUGGUGGUGGACAAAUAAUGCCAUUCUAUGCAGCUGUCUUGUUUAGACGUUAUGAUGUGGUCAAGUAUAUUUACGAUAAUUACCAUAAGUUGCAAGAUGAUGGUUGGAUAGAAAUGAAUCACAAUCUACUUCUUGAGAAAUGUGUUGAGCUUGAUUUCUUCGGCCCGAAAAAAGAACGCGAUGCAUUGCAAUUACUGAAAAUCAUCUGGGGUAAUAUCGAGAGAAAGCCUAGGAGUGAUAUCGAUGAAAUACUCAUAGGGCCACAAGUCACAAAUCCAGGCUGUGGAACCGUAGAUCAAUCUCUCGAACUACAAAAGGUGUUCUCGGAACAUGUUGUGAACUUGCAAGUAGAAACUCAGAACAUAUUAGAGCAAGAUGCCAAGGUAGGUUCUGGUAAGAAGGAUCAAGCUCAAAAACUAGAGCAAAUAAUAUCUGAAAAUGUUGCCAAAAUGCAAGUUAAAACCCAAGAGAUACUUAGAGGCGGCCCUUCUGCAAUGGAAACUGCAGGCUCUUCACACCCACUUUUUAUUGCUGCAGAAAAGGGGAAUACUAUUUUUAUAAUUGAGCUCAUACGCCGAUAUCCUGAUUUAAUCUGGAGUGUAAAUAAUAACAACCAAAGUAUAUUUCACAUUGCUGUUAAACAUCGUCACAUGGAUAUCUACAACCUAUUGUAUGAGAUAGGCGCUAUGAAGGAUAUGAUAACUAGUCUCACUGAUGACCGAGGGAACAAUAUGUUGCAUUUAGCUGGGAUUUGUGUGAAUCAAAAGCGACUUGGGGAAGUGAGAGGAGUUGCUUUUCAGAUGCAACUAGAAGUGCUAUGGUUCAAGGAAAUAGAGGAUACCAUCCAUCCUUCUUAUAGAGAGCAGAAGAACAGAGAUGGUUUAACACCGGGUCAGUUAUUUUUAAAGGAGCACAAAGAUCAGGCUGCUGAAGGUGAAAAAUGGAAGAGAGAUACAGCCGGUCUAUGUAUUGUGGUUGCGGUGCUUGUUGCCACUGUGGUCUUUACUGCAGCUUUUACCAUUCCAGGUGGAUAUGGCCAAAAUGGUAUCCCUUUCUUUCAUUCGAAAUCAACUUUUCAAUUAUUUUGGGUGGCAGAUGCCCUUUCUCUAUUCUUCUCCACGAUAUCAAUCCUUAAGGUGUUCCCAUAUGUCUUUGUCAUGCCUCAUUACGCUGCACAUAAUUUCUUCGGAUCAUUACCCAAAAAGUUGAUAGUUGGCAUAACAUAUCUUUACCUAUCAAUAACAUUCAUGAUAAUCGCAUUUUGUGUAAGCUUUUUCGUACUUUGCCAGAAGGGUUUAGUAUGGAUUCCAAUUCUUAUCACCGGAUUUGCUAUGAUUCCAUUCACCAUAUAUGUUAAAAUACAGCUUCUUUUGCUUGAGGUUGUAAUUUACUCCAAAUUCAGUUCCCGGUUCCUCUUUAACCGCAACAAACAUGUUCUAUACUAUCAAAACCCACAGGUCUAA